This is a messenger RNA of Diuraphis noxia (Russian wheat aphid), 937 nucleotides long. RefSeq names its product signal recognition particle 54k (gene Srp54k). Lineage: Eukaryota; Metazoa; Arthropoda; Insecta; Hemiptera; Aphididae. Gene Ontology annotation, cellular component: cytosol; signal recognition particle, endoplasmic reticulum targeting. The record is from RefSeq and is a predicted model, not a curated record. Gene Ontology annotation, molecular function: ATP hydrolysis activity; endoplasmic reticulum signal sequence receptor activity; GTPase activity. Gene Ontology annotation, biological process: SRP-dependent cotranslational protein targeting to membrane; SRP-dependent cotranslational protein targeting to membrane, translocation.
UUUGUUAACUAGUGUGGCAGCUACAAAGAGUCCAAUUAUUUUCAUUGGUACCGGAGAACAUAUAGAUGAUUUUGAACCAUUCAAAACUAAGCCAUUUGUUUCUAAACUGCUUGGUAUGGGUGAUAUUGAAGGACUCAUUGACAAAGUUAAUGAAUUAAAACUAGAAGAUAAUGAAGAAUUGAUUGAAAAAAUAAAACAYGGGCAGUUCACAAUAAGAGAUAUGUAUGAGCAAUUCCAAAACAUUAUGAAGAUGGGUCCAUUUUCACAAAUCAUGGGUAUGAUACCAGGAUUUAGUCAAGACUUUUUAUCUAAAGGUAGUGAAAUGGAAUCUAUGGCUCGAUUAAAAAAGCUUAUGACAAUUAUGGAUAGUAUGAAUGAUGGAGAACUCGAUCAUAGAGAUGGAGCAAAAUUAUUUACAAAACAACCAGGACGUAUAAUUAGAGUUUCCCAGGGAGCCGGUGUUACAGAACGUGAAGUACGAGAACUUAUAUCUCAAUAUACAAAGUUUGCUGGAGUUGUAAAAAAAAUGGGUGGAAUCAAGGGAUUGUUCAAGAGUGGUGAUAUGUCCAAAAAUGUCAAUCCAUCACAAAUGGCCAAGCUUAAUCAACAAAUCACCAAAAUGAUGGAUCCUAGGGUUUUGCAACAAAUUGGUGGAAUGCCAGGAUUGCAAAAUGUUAUGCGACAGUUACAACAAGGAGCUGGAGGAGGUCUUGGUAAUUUAAUGGGUGGUUUAGGUAAAUAAAUAACUUGUAAACAAAUAAACUCUUUUUCUAAAAUAUAUUAUGUACGUUUUCAUCUGUAUAAAGUAAGAUAGAUAAUUAUCUUGUGUAAGUUGUUUCCCUUCUCAUACAAUAAUUACUCUAGUUUUACUUGGUAUGCUGGUACCACUGAUUCUAAAAUUAAUAUUUACAUCUAAAUGACUCUAUUGUAAGUAUUU